This is a messenger RNA of Ostreococcus lucimarinus CCE9901, 1231 nucleotides long. RefSeq lists its product with no specific name. NCBI's taxonomy places the organism in Eukaryota, Viridiplantae, Chlorophyta, Mamiellophyceae, Mamiellales, Bathycoccaceae. The transcript has a single exon. Bases 168 to 1199 code for a protein of 343 amino acids. Gene Ontology annotation, molecular function: metalloendopeptidase activity. Gene Ontology annotation, biological process: CAAX-box protein processing. Gene Ontology annotation, cellular component: membrane. The record is from RefSeq and is a predicted model, not a curated record.
CGCAUCCAUCCAUCCAUCGCGCGAUGCGCGCGCGCGGCGUCGCGCGCGUCGCGUCGGGACGUCCAUCGACGCGCGCGAGGCGCGUCGUCCAUCGACGUCGCGCGCGCGCGUCGAUGGACGACGCGCGAGGCGCGAAGCGGGCGUCGCCGACGCGCGAGACGACGACGAUGGCGAAUCUGGACUCGGCGCUGGGGACGCGCGCGCGCGACGGCGACGGCGCGGCGACGCGCGAAGCGCGAUCGACGCGCGACGAGGCGUCGGACGACGCGACGCGCGGGCGCGCGGAUCCGCUGGCGGCGUACGACGCGGAUCGGGAUUGGCUCGGCGCGGGGCCGCGAUGGGACGUCCCGCACGGCGGCGCGCGCUUCGCGGCGACGAUGCUCGCCGUGGACGCGAGCUUCUACGCGGCGGGGUGCUUGGCGCCGAUGGUUGAGCACGCGGCGAGGGCGAGUCGGGAAGGGCGGGACGCGCCCGAGAGCGCGGAGGCGCUGGCGGAGGAUUUGCGACGCGCGUUCGACGACCCGAGCGCGUUCGCGGAUAUUCUACUAGACGCGGAGAUUAUUCAAAUCGCGCUCGGCGCGGGGAUUUUGGCGCUGAGCGUGAAGAAGUUCGCGCCGCUGCCGUUGGGGUGGUUUAACGAUGCGUUCUCGUCGAGUGAUGCGGCGGUCAACGCGACGGGUCGCGACGCGUCGAAGUGGAAGCGAGACGCCGCGGCCAAGGCGCAAAACGAACGCGCGAGCGCGAGCGCGAGCGAGGCGGGAAGGGCGAUUUUAGGCACGUUUUUAGGCGUCGCGCUCGUGACGUGGGUUUUGUACGCCGCGGGAUUACGCGGAGGCGAUGGGAAUGGGUCGUCUAGCGUAGACGUCAUCGAAAAGGCGUUCGCGGCGGGCCCUCACGGAAUCGCGAAUCUCGUCGUCACGACGGUGAUUUUGGCGCCGAUUUUUGAGGAGACCGUGUUUCGCGGGUACAUGUUGCCGUCGCUCACGAAAUUUAUGGACACCACCCCAGCCAUCGGGGUGUCGGCGCUGAUUUUCGCGUUGAUUCACCAGCACGGCGUCGGCGACACGGUGCAACUCGUCGCCGUUGGGUUGGCGACGGGCAUCGUGUACGCGAGGACGAGAAACUUGGCAGCAUCCAUCGCGGUGCACGCGGCGUUCAACGCGAGCGUCAUCGCGUUGUUCGCUUUGUGGGUAAGUUGAGCGAGUAACGCAGCAACUAGUAUAUUUUAUUC